AUGAUGGAGAAGCGAUUCGUUCUGUUCCUAUCUCUGCUGACGCUACAUCAUGUUAACGGCCUCGUAGUAAACCAGAAAUAUGACACUAUAGUUGUCGGUCUCGGUUCUGCCGGAGCUACAGCAGCUUCAACACUGGCUAAGUCUGGCAAGAGAGUGUUAGCGUUAGAGGCGGAGGACAGGGUCGGGGGAAGAGUUCACACGGUGGAGUUCGGGGAUGGAGUAGUGGAACUAGGAGCUGAAUGGAUUCACGGUAUAGAGAAGAGCCGAGUCUACGAAACAGCUGUCAAUAAUAAUAUAACGAUCCAACGCCAGGAGUUUGAUGUGAGAGUUUUUAGAUCUGAUGGUUUUUUGGGAAACGCUGAGGUCUUCAAUGACCUGAUAACAUUCUGUUUGGAUGCCAUGGACGAACCUUCGGGCGAGGCUGAGCCGUUGGGAAAAUAUAUCAGCAAGAAAUUAUUACCAUACAUGGAAAAAAAGUAUCCAGAGCUUCGGAAUGACCAGGAUUUUAUGGAGGAAUUCCUGGAUAUUGUGAAUAAGGUUGUGGACAGACAUGAGGGUUCCAAUGACUGGAAUGAUGCUACCUCCAACAGCAACUACGAGUUAUUAGGAGGCAGCCAGGAAAUGAGUUGGCACAGGCAUGGGUACAAGACCUUCUUCGAGUUAUUACUGAACACUUACAAAAAUGGCCCAGGCUGGCCCACGUUGGACAUAAAGUUGAACAAAGAAGUGAAAUUAAUAAAGUGGCCGAGGGAUUCACCCGGAAACGUUGAGGUGAGCUGUGUUGAUGGAAGUGUCUUCACCGCUGAUAAUGUUAUAGUGACCGUCUCACUCGGAGUCUUGAAGGAGAGACAUCAAACAUUAUUCUCGCCAGCUUUACCAAAUGAAAAGGUAACAGCUAUUGAGACAAUACCAAUAGGAGUCGUGGGCAAAAUAAUACUAUCAUUUGCCGAGCGCUGGUGGCCAGAAAAGGCAGCUUAUAUAUUCCAGUGGCUGAAACCUGAUAAAGAGAAAUUUGAUAAAUGGCAGGUUGAAUUAAAAGACAUUAGCGCUAUUAAGGGUUCUGAUAAUACUUUGAAGAUUUGGACUAUCGGAGAUUGGACCAAGUUGGUCGAAACAUUACCAGAGGACGUUGUAAAAGCUAAGAGUAUGGAGGUAGUUCGUAUGUUCAUGGGAAAGAACAUGUCGAUCCCAGAACCGACGGGCGUGUUAAGAAGCACGUGGUUCUCUAAUCCAUUCACACGCGGCUGUUACUCCUACGACAAUCUGUUGAUGGCGGAGCACCCGAGCGCCAGGGCCGACCUCGGGGCUCCUCUGACGGACUCGAAGGGAGUCCCACGCGUGUUAUUCGCCGGGGAGGCCACUGACUUAACUCAUUUCUCAACUGUCCACGGAGCUAGUGACUCGGGAUACAGGGAAGCUAUGAGACUGUUGUCUUAA
This is a messenger RNA of Danaus chrysippus (African queen), 1437 nucleotides long. NCBI's taxonomy places the organism in Eukaryota, Metazoa, Arthropoda, Insecta, Lepidoptera, Nymphalidae. The record is from the annotation of a GenBank genome assembly.